This is a messenger RNA of Polistes dominula (European paper wasp), 4219 nucleotides long. RefSeq lists its product as uncharacterized. Gene Ontology annotation, molecular function: cyclin-dependent protein serine/threonine kinase regulator activity. The record is from RefSeq and is a predicted model, not a curated record. Gene Ontology annotation, biological process: regulation of transcription by RNA polymerase II. NCBI's taxonomy places the organism in Eukaryota, Metazoa, Arthropoda, Insecta, Hymenoptera, Vespidae.
ACAAUUUGACAUUUGAUAUAUACAAUCUUAAAAUCGUAGAAUUCGACGCCAUUGGGUCGUCCACCACGCGCUACUAAACCAACGACGUGAAAUAAGCUGCAUUUGCUUUAGUGCCCGAUUUGUGUGUACAUAUAAAUGGCGGCUGACGAAAAAUGGUAUUUUACAAAAGAACAGCUAGCAAACACUCCGAGCAGGAGAUGCGGCAUCGAUGCAGAUAAAGAAMUAAGUUACAGGCAGCAGGCCGCUAAUUUCAUCCAGGACAUGGGCCAGCGACUUGUGGUUACUCAAUUAUGCAUCAAUACUGCAAUAGUUUACAUGCACAGAUUUUAUGUGUUCCAUUCGCUAUCACAAUUUCAUCGAAAUUCCAUUGCUGCAGCAGCCCUGUUUUUAGCAGCAAAAGUAGAAGAGCAACCACGUAAACUGGAACAUGUCAUUAAAAUGGCAUACAUGUGCUUGCACCGUGAACAGCCGCCUGAUAGAUCUGAGCCACCCGAUAGAUCUGAGCAGUAUCUUGAACAAGCUCAAGAUUUGGUUUUCAAUGAAAAUGUCCUAUUGCAAACAUUGGGGUUUGAUGUUGCUAUUGAUCAUCCUCAUACACACGUUGUUAGAUGUUGCCAACUAGUUAAAGCAAGUAAAGACCUGGCACAGACGUCUUAUUUUAUGGCAUCUAACAGCUUGCAUUUAACAACUAUGUGUCUGCAAUACAAGCCUACAGUAGUUGCCUGUUUCUGCAUUCAUUUAGCAUGCAAAUGGUCCAAUUGGGAGAUACCUCAAAGUAAUGAAGGUAGACAAUGGUUUUGGUACGUUGAUAAAAGUGUUACUAAAGAGUUGUUGGCACAACUUACUGCAGAAUUUCUACAUAUAUUUGAUAAAUGCCCAUCACGAUUGAAAAAGAAGAUUAUGAGCAUUUCCGCCAAUCAAAGCCCGAAUUUAAAUCAUCAAAAUGUACCUAACAACAAUUCACUAUUUGAUGCUGAGCCACGAAAAGUUCAAUCUCCUGCAAAUGCAGCAGAAGGGGGACCAACAUUUCAUUUCAAUCGGCCCCAUCAUUCCGAAAAACAAGAAGAUAGAAGACAACAACAAGGUCCUUCAACUAACCCAACAAGACCACCUGUUGAUUAUCGUGAAUAUAAGGAGAAAAAGGAACGUGAACGUUUAGAGAGAGAAAAGGCUGCUCCAACUCCAUCAACGAGUGGUCAUCAAAGUCAUGCAGUUGAUAUCAAUAAGCAUCAUUCUUCGCACCAUCAUAAACAACCUGUGCCUGGAACCAGCAGCAUGCCUAAUAAGCAUUCCGUGCCACCAGGGCAAAAAUCUACAAUGCAUCAUAAUCAUCAUCAUAGACAAGAGAUUAAAGUUAAUCAACCAGUACAGCAAAGACAUUCUACUGGCAAUCAACCGCGAGAAUCCAAUCGUGAUCCUAACAGACAGAGGAUAGCAAGGGAAUACAAUUCUAGCAGUAGUUCAAAUACCAAUAGUGCAGUGCAUUCUCAUGGUCAUAUUCUACAUCAAGGAAAAGAUGUAAAUGCAGACAAUGCUUUACCAGAUAAUACAUCACACAGAUCUGACAUUGUUACAUUACAAGACAAUCUCAGUAAUAAUAAUCAUAAUUUACAGAGAUUAAAUAUAAUGGAUGGAAAACAUCAACCACACGACAAAAGGGUCUAUGAUCCUAGGCAUAAACCUGUAGACCAUAAAAAAGACGCAGAACAGAAAGUUUACAAUAAAUAUCCUGACUCAUCAAGAGAUAGACAACGGAAAUCUGAUUCUUUGGAACAGAGAUCCGAAGAAGUAAGGAAGCUUAUAGAAAAACCUUUGCCAUAUCCAAAACCAGCAUUGGAUGUGCAACAUGCUGCCAAUUUACAAAAACCUUCUUAUCAUGGUAAAUAUAGUCAAGCGGAUAAACCACAGGGAAGCACCAGUGCGUUCAUAAGUGAUAUCAAAUCAACCAGUAUGCCUCAAAAUACGUUCACUCAAGAAAAAUCUCCAACAACCCCUGCAUCAUCUUUAUCACAAAUUUCUCAGAAAAGCAUAUCUUCUAAAUCUAUGAUAAGUCAACAUUCUGCUUAUAGUGUUUCGCAAACAUUAAAAGAUUCCAUCAAGAAUGGAAACUCUCAAUCCUCGUGUCUAACGCCUUUGAAUAACAUUGAUGAUUCGAAAGCUGAAAAACGACUACGACAUGACGAAUUGGUCGAUCAACAAUCAAAUUUAUUGCCAACAGCACCACCAGUGACCAAGCACAAAUCGUUGUUUAGCCCAGAAAAAGUGCAAACCAGUCGAGAAUCGUCGUCACACUCUCAGAGGCCUAAAUCGAAACAAAAAACGCCACCGGCUGUUAAAGUUCCUAAACAAGACCGUGCACCAGAGGCGGCUCUAACCGGUCUUAAUUUGGCGACAUCAUUCACGAGUCCACCAAAUUUACAUCAAGCUGAAUCGAUGGCGAUUAAGCGUUCCGGUAGCGAUUUGUCAGGGAUUGCUCAUAAAAGACAUCGUACCAUAAGUUCUAGUGAAAAUGAACCUCAUGCAAAAGUGAAAAUAGAAGAUGCAUCAAGUUUAGAGGCCAUGAAGAUGCAUAGUAGAGUACCAGAGAUUAUCCAGCCAAUUAGAGAUAAUCCUUCAUCGAAUGGUAGAAGUACUUCGGUAUCUAGUGAAUUACAACCACCGGAAUUAAUUAAACCAUUCGAACCAGAGACUGUGAUUUCUCGUUUUGGUACUAUGGCUACUAAUGGGUUGGAUGCAAACAUUGAGACUCAACAAGUGCAAAUGGAAUAUUUGUCACCAAUGAAAUCAGCUCAAAGUAUAAGUGCUCUAUUGCAAGAACCUUUAGCUCCGUUGCCAUCUUUACUGCARGGUAUGCAGCAAUUUAGUCAAAUAACAUCGCAACAGGCACAUCAGGAGCAAGUUGUUCAGCAAGAGCAACAACAGCAGUCUCAACAACAACAGUCAUCACAACAAUCACAAAUGCAAUUGCAAAUGCAACAACAACAAUCAGUUCAGCAUCAACAUUUACAUUCGCAUCAACAACAACAACAACAACAACAACCCAUAACAUCUCAUUCAUUGUUACUUCCUAAUAGUCAAUUAGCAGUACAAACACAGUGUAUGACACUGCCUUCAACAAUGACUGAAACAUCAGUAGUUUCAACGGUUGACAUCAGUGUUUUAUCUGCUCCAGUGCAAAGUAAUACUGAUGGAAUAGUUCAAACUGUACCAACAACUACUACGGUACAAAAAGCAGUAGUGCCGACAGUGACUGAAGAGAAGAAAAACGAUCAUCAUAAGAGCGAAAAGAAAAAGAAGAAGGAAAAGCAUAAGCAUAAGGAGCACAAAGAAAAGAGCAAGGAUAAACAUAAGCAUAAACAUAAGGAAAAGGACAAGGAGAAGCAUCGUGAAAAAGACAAGGAUAAAACUGAGGAGACAUUGCCUGCCGCACCUAUCAAGAUUACAAUACCAAAAGAAAAGUUAAAUCUUAGUGGUGAAACUGCUGUCACAAGUGGUGGUAAUGUUGUUGUACCAGAGAAAAACAAAUCACCUCAAGGUACRGGCUUGAAAUUAAAAAUUGUAAAAGAUCGAUUGAAGAGUACUGAAAGUAUACCAGGUACGCAAGCUCAGCCAGUGCCACAAGCACCGUUAAAAAUGAAAAUACGAACGGACGCAAUUUGGAGAAGUUCGACGGGUAGUGCACCAGUAACGACGACAAGCGCUUCGACAAUUAGUAGUGCUUCGGACUAUUCUGGUGAAAGUCGAAAAAGAGAAAGAUCCGAUGCCAAUGACAGCGCAUCAAACGCGCUUCAUGCAGCAAAAAGACCACACUAUCAUCACUAUCAUCACCAGCAAUCAUCACAACAACAACAACAACAACAACAACAACAACAUCAACAACAACAACAACAGCAAGCACAACAGCAAGCACAACAGCAACAACAACAACAACAAACACAGCAGGUUUCAUCAAUGGUUGCCGGUGGUCACGGUCAAUACCGUUCCGGAGAAAGGCAGAACGGCAGGCACUAUAGUUCAAGCAGCAAUAACAAGGAAAGGCAUACGUCCAGUCAUCACAAGAGUACCAGCAAAAUCUCACAAAAUCAACAAUCCCAUGCUACGUAGUACCGAGAAAUCCGGAUAAAACGGCAUCAAUAAAGCAGAACUUUCAUUAGGAUAUAUAAAUAUUUAUAUAUAUAUAUAUAUAUAUAAAUAUAAUUAUAAUUAUAUAUAUAUCUAU